CUUCCUCGGACAGUCUGACCAUCUCUCUGUGUUUCUCUUUCCAGCUUACACCCCCCUCAGAAGGCAAACAGGACCAGCCACCCGAACCAUCAGAGCCUGGCCUGAUGAUGCACUCCAGUUGCAGGACUCCUUCGUUUCCAGACACUGGUCACUUUAAAAUCUCUCUUGCACAACUGCACAAUUUUAAUAAUAAAAUCUGCAGUUCUUCUAUAUUUAUAAUGUAUAUAUACUCUGUUCUGCUUGACUUGCACUACCUCCUGGUAUCUUCUUACAGUGUUUAUAUAUAUUGUUGUCUAUAUAUAUUUCUUUUUUUCUCCUGUUCUGGUGCAUAGUGGCUCUUUGGGAGCACCUUCACUUUCGUUGUACCCCCGCCUUAUAAUGACAAUAGAGACUAUUAUAGUCUAUUCUAAAAACAUGGCAGUGAAUAAAACGUUGGACCAAUACCGUUUAGAACCAGUUUUACCAAAGUGCAAUAGCUCUUGGGUGGGAAGGGUCACAGACAAAACACAAACCUGUGACACAGGAGGUGAUAGCGAUGGGAGGAGAGGCCUGUUGAAGGAGGACAAUGAAGAUUUGCAUUCUGUUGUGAUUGCAGGUUAUGUCAGGGUGGUGGACACGUGUGGCCUCCUGCCAAUACAGUAACUGUAACUACAGAUCUUGGACACAAAUAUAGGCAUGAUUAAGUUUAAAUUUACUUGAAGGCAUCUUUGACUGGUUUUCUAUUGCAGUAAAAUGAAAAUCUCUCCAAGUACAGCAGUGUAAUCAACAUUUACAGUAAAUACAGCAGCUGUGUGUUUAGUACACAAUAAUAUGGGAAAACCACAGAACUGAGCAGAACUUGUCUACAUACUUGGCAGCACAGCACACAGCUCUUGUGUGAAACUUUUCAAAGGAUGUUUGUCCCUCAGUUUGUGGCUGUAUGUACAUUUGCGGGAUUCAAAGGUUUUUACAAUUACAGGCCCGUUCCCACAACCCAUUGUUACACAAGUGCGUCUGUGGAUUGGGGUGGGGGUAGGUGGGAGGUGGUAUUAUGGGGGAGGUGACCAAGGACCCAGAUAAGAGGAGGAUGGUGUACAACCUGGCGCAGGACUGUGUGUCUUUGUGGGUGACUUGAUCUGCGUGAGUCCUGUCAGCUCUGUGGGAUUCUGCCAGUGUUACGUUUAUCAUGGCUGCCGUGUGCACACAACCUUGGCAGAAACCCCUCCAAAUCUACGGAGGUUUGGUCUUCAACCCUCUGAUGGCUGGUAAAUAUCAGUUUGGCUUUUUCAACUGAAUAUUGGUGGUGAUUUAAGAGUUCUCAUAAGUCAAUUUUAUUUUUGAUUCAUGGAAAAUUGGUGAUGUCCCUGUAGAGGUGGUGAUUUGGCUUUAAACAGACUUGUACAAAACAAUUUAUGCUUCAGUCGUUUCAAUUUUUCCUGUGGGAUUUCAUGAUGAUUCAAUCUAAAAAAAACGUAUGUGUGUUUUUAGAAAGUUUUACUAACUAACUUUGAAUGACCUGUAUUCAGUCACGGUCAUGUCAUCUAACCCAUCUGCAAAUCUGGAACUCAUUCUGUUAUCUGUCUCAGACUGUGAAUCAGACAGAACUCCUCUACAUGAUGCCGCCUACCAGGGUCGGCUGCUCCACAUCAGAAACCUGGUAGCUCAGGGCUUCCAUGUGGACACACUCACCUUGGACAGAGUGUCUCCUCUCCAUGAGGCAUGUCUUGGUGGGCAUUAUGUUUGUGCAAAGUUUCUGGUAGACAAUGGAGCCAAUGUGGACAUAGUAUCAACAGAUGGCGCCACACCUCUCUUUAAUGCUUGCAGCAGCGGGAGCUCAGCUUGUGUCAGGCUCAUUCUUCAGCACAGCUCUUUUCUCAGCACCACCUAUCGGCUGAAAUCACCCAUACACGAGGCCGCAAGAAAAGAUCACACAGAGUGUCUGGAGCUUCUUCUGACCAGUGGAGCUCACAUUGACACGGAGCUGCCAGUGACGGGAACACCACUGUAUUCUGCCUGCCUCACUCAGGCCACAGCAUCCGCGGAGUUGCUGCUAAAUGCAGGGGCAGAUGUCCAGUUAGGUUGUGGGCUGGACAGUCCGUUGCAUGCUGCAGUUCGAAGUGGAGGUGCAAACAUCGUGGACCUUCUACUGGACUUCGGGGCAGACAGAUGGUGCAGGAACACGGAAGCUAAAACACCUCUGGACCUCUCAUCAACCAACACAGCAGUGAGGACUGCACUGCAGCAGAGAGGUGCCUGCUCUUUGUCUCAGCUCUGUCGCUUCUGUGUUCGCAGAAGUCUGGGAAGCAAACGUCUCCACAGGAUAUCAAAACUUUUCCUUCCUCACUCAAUCCAAGAUUUCCUCCUCAACAAAUGACCAGUUUUCCCAAUACACUCCUGUGAUUUCUCAUGUAUCACAUACACACACACAUUCUUCCUUGUGGCUGGCCUGUGGGCAGGAGGUGUGCACAGCAAAGAUAUGAACAAAUACGGGGGUGUAUUUGAGCUUUUUAAAAAGCCUUUGUUGUGCAUACGUUUUUAAUGUUGUGAAUUUAGGAAGGGCUGAAAGUCUUUCCUAACCAUCAAAAAAUGUUUCUGUCUGAAUAAUUUAAAGGGUGUUUAUCUACAAAAAAUAACAGUUAUAUAAAAUCCUCAACCUGGGCUUUACCUACAGCGAUGAUUGGUCUGUUAUCCAGUUAUAUUAGGGUUUGUCCAAAUUCCAGACCUGGGGCCAAUCAUGGCACUUGGACAAGUUUGAUGUUGCCGAAAAUACAUAUCCAAUAUAAGGAGCUGUUCCUACUGCCAUUUUGUCCCAGUUGGUACGUAUGUAUUCUGGCAACCAAAAACUUUUCAAACACCUUUCAUUUGCUGUUUUUGUUGUAAUCAUGGCUAUGUAAUCAUUUUUGGUUAGUCUGGACAAACUCUACUGUAGUUUGACUUUUAUCGGAUCAAUUAUAAUUAUAUUUCUUGCUCUGUUUAUAUGUUAAAUAUUUAGUAGCAAAGUCAAUCUGUAUCCUGUAUUUUUACUUUAACAGACCAACACAUACUGUACAUCAAAAUAUGCAAAAAGAAAAAAUCAAACACCUCCAGAACACAGUUGGCUUAGCACUGGGCUGUGUUUUAUUUAUUUGAGGCAAUGCUUAGAAACCCUAAAUACUGUGACCAAUCUGUUCAAUUAACAAAAAUGACAGGAUGUUUAAAAGCUUGGUUUGCAGAAAUCAGCCCUAACUGUAGUUUCUGUGAAUGACAAACUUGAAUAAAACAUAUUUUUUGUGGGAUGUAAUAACCUGUUGACAUUUUUGGUGAACGUAAACCACAGACACCACUUUUCACCACCUUUUUUAUUACCUGUGUUUCGUUAGGGAAAUUAAUCAUCUCUCCUCAAAUGCCACUCAAAGGUCUGUUCUUCAGGGACCUGUGUUGGUCUGGAUGAGGUUUAAUGUGGAUUAAUGAAGGAUUUCUUUUACUGCAAUGAAAAACAUCAACCUUCAACCUUCAGAACACCAGUCCAAAAAGACAGGCUUUGUUUGUUAACAUCAGUAUUUAGUCUGUCAUCUUCUACCAAUGACGUCUUGAUCAAAAUAACAAGACCGCCUUUUAUUUUGUAACACAUAAUAGGA
Messenger RNA from Cynoglossus semilaevis (tongue sole), 3596 nucleotides. It is a transcript of the gene asb11, whose product is annotated as ankyrin repeat and SOCS box containing 11. Gene Ontology annotation, biological process: positive regulation of protein catabolic process; intracellular signal transduction; protein ubiquitination. The transcript is spliced from 6 exons. Bases 1514 to 2353 code for a protein of 279 amino acids. The record is from RefSeq and is a predicted model, not a curated record. Lineage: Eukaryota; Metazoa; Chordata; Actinopteri; Pleuronectiformes; Cynoglossidae. Gene Ontology annotation, molecular function: protein binding.